Messenger RNA from Rubroshorea leprosula, 444 nucleotides. NCBI's taxonomy places the organism in Eukaryota, Viridiplantae, Streptophyta, Magnoliopsida, Malvales, Dipterocarpaceae. The record is from the annotation of a GenBank genome assembly.
AUGAUUCCGAAGUUCAAGUUCUCGAAAUAUUCAUUGUUUCAGAUAUAAUGAAGUAGAUGAAGUUUCAAUUCCCUUGCCUACAAGAGACAACGAUAAUAGAGCCAUUGCAUGGCCGUGAAUCUGGUCGAUCAUUGUUUGUUGUUCAGAGAGCGUUCAUUGCAGUUGAUGAGAAAGGGAUGGAGGCUGCUGCUAAAACAGACUGCGAAGAUAUGGGAUGCUCCAUGUAUUAUGAGCCACUGCCUGCCCUUGUGGACUUCAUUGCAGACCAUCCUUUUCUCUUUAUGAUUAGGGCAGAUAAUUCCAAGGUUCCAUUCUUCAUUGGAGCGGUGGUCAAUCCCCAGCUUGAGGAAGAACUUGAUGAUUGAUCCAUAUUUUUAUGCUUUGCAUUUUUUAAAUUAGAACUAGAAUCAUCUUGAGUUGGAAUAAUACAUCUGUGGACUUUUG